This is a messenger RNA of Carya illinoinensis, 1301 nucleotides long. RefSeq names its product 18S rRNA aminocarboxypropyltransferase. Gene Ontology annotation, biological process: maturation of SSU-rRNA. Gene Ontology annotation, molecular function: rRNA small subunit aminocarboxypropyltransferase activity. The transcript has 10 exons. The record is from RefSeq and is a predicted model, not a curated record. The coding region runs from base 106 to 900 and encodes 264 amino acids. NCBI's taxonomy places the organism in Eukaryota, Viridiplantae, Streptophyta, Magnoliopsida, Fagales, Juglandaceae.
GCAAACCGAAAGCACGCAGACAUUCACCGUUCCCAGAGCUCCUCCGCCAGCCACUUAUUCUCAGUACUAGUCCUUUGCUUACCUAGUCUUCGCACUUCGCAGAGCAUGGGUCACAACAACAAGACCAGGCGGUUCAAAAAUCACCCUUCCCAUAGGGCGCAAUCCAGCAGGACCCAUCAACUUCCACGGGAGGACGAGUCUCUUCCAUCUGAUCAAGUUGCAGCAGCUGAAGAGGAGCCUGCAGGUCCGAAAAUCCAACUUGCUAUGUGGGAUUUCGGACAAUGUGAUGCAAAAAGGUGCACAGGAAGGAAGCUUUCAAGAUUCGGCCUACUAAAAGAGUUGCGCGUGAGUAAUGGUUUUGGGGGCGUUGUUUUAAGUCCGGUUGGUACACAAUGUGUCUCAAAAGAAGAUCAUAGCUUAAUGAAGAGGAAAGGAUUAGCUGUUGUGGAUUGCUCAUGGGCCCGCUUGGGUGACGUACCUUUUGUGAAGCUGCGUUGUGCUGCUCCUCGUCUCUUGCCAUGGCUGGUAGCAGCAAAUCCAGUGAAUUAUGGUAGACCAUGUGAACUAUCUUGUGUAGAGGCAUUAUCUGCAGCUUUACUCAUAUGUGGGGAAGAGGAAACUGCAAAUCUGUUGCUUGGCAAGUUCAAGUGGGGUCAUGCUUUCCUAUCCCUCAACAGGGAACUUCUAAAGGCAUACUCUGACUGUGAAAAUAGUGCUGAUAUCAUUUCAACUCAAAAUGCUUGGCUUUCCCAACAACGCCAGGCUCCGAAGGUUCCCCCAGAAGUAGAAGGAACAGACAACUCUUCUGAUUCCGACGACGGGCUUCCACCACUUGAAAAGAAUAUGAACCAUCUGAACUUGCGGGAAAGCGAGGAAGAAAGUGAUGAAGAAAAUGAGUAGGUAGAAUAUUACUAUAUUUAACAGUUGCACGGUGAGGCAGAAAUGAAAGGAUGCAAAACUAGUGGCUGCAAUGAGCAGCUCUGUACAAAUGCCCGAUCACAAAAAAUAAAAAAUAAAAAAAAUUUCCCUGAAGAGAUGCCUGCCGGAAACCAUGCACUAAUACAUGAGGUUUGACUUAUGCUCUGGCUUUUAAUCAUAGUUAUUAUGCUAACCAAAAGAAAGAGCAAAAACUGCUUUUAAGUUACAUUUGUUUAGUGCAUUUCAGACUUUCAGUGGAGGGCUUGUUUUCCUGCAUAAUUAUUAGAUUAUCAGUUACUACUUCAAACGCUUGCUUCAUCCAAUUAAAGGUAUGCAAGGCAACAGCCUUGUCAGGAUGCAAUGGUAUGUUGCUCUUACCUAUA